This is a messenger RNA of Erpetoichthys calabaricus (reedfish), 1557 nucleotides long. RefSeq lists its product as uncharacterized. Bases 1 to 831 code for a protein of 276 amino acids. The transcript is spliced from 6 exons. The record is from RefSeq and is a predicted model, not a curated record. Lineage: Eukaryota; Metazoa; Chordata; Cladistia; Polypteriformes; Polypteridae.
AUGCCUUGGCAAGCCAGUGGGGCUGUGACCAGCUUACCUGAGAGAAAGGGGCUAAACAAAAGGACACUAAAGAGUGGGCACAGGCAGCUUGAAACCCUGAGAGAAGAACCAUCACUAGAAGAAAAGCCAGACUUUCAUCAGCACUUGUACAGAUGUUUUGGUAAAACUACUGCUGAAUACUUUCUGAAGCCCCAGCCAAAGGCUGUAACAAGAAACCCCUGGAUCAAGAGAGUCCUAGAAGAUCUUGGUGAAAAUGUGAGUGCUGAAGAACUGUGGAGAAUCUUGAGAGAGAAGUCCAAACUCCAACUUAUGAGCUUAUAUCCACAGGGUGGCGAUACUGUCGGGAUAAGAAAGCCUGCUUCAGAAGCAGUGAAAUCAUCCUAUAAUGGUCCCACCAUGAGGCACAAACAGCAUUUCAAAAAAGUCAGCAUGAUGUAUAUAGCAUCCCAGAUGAACCAGGACCAGACCAGCCUCCUCCUCCUCUCCAAGAAACAUUUUCCAAAUCUAAAUAAUCAGCACAUCCAAGGAGCAACACGACAACACCAGCUGCAGAGAGCACAACUGGAAAGAGACCAUACGACUCAAGGAAUAGAUCAUGAAUUAGAAGGCAAUGGACAAAUGAAGUCAUCUAUCACUUCUGCCUCUAAUGAUGCUGGAUUCAGAGACUUAUCAAACUCUAAUAAUAUCAGAUUACUCAGUGAACGAAAGAAGCAAGAAUACCGGAGAGCAAUCAGCAAACAAGUUUACAUGAUCCCAUCAUCAAUUCCUCAGUAUCAUCAGCAGAGAGAAUGUUAUUUCCCAGUCAUUAAUAAGCAGCCAUAUAAAAGCUAAUAGCCAACAGCUAUUAGUUUUUUGUAAUUAUUAAAAAGAAUUAUAUAUAUAAAUAUUAUGAAUUUCACCAUAAGUAAAAACAUAAGCAAUCAGAACCAAGCGAUUCUAGUUGUUUUCUUCACUUCAUGUCUUUUAUGGGAUUGUAACAUCUGAACAGCGCCCCUUACUCUUUUUAUAUACUGCCUAUUACAAUAGCCUUCCUUCUAAAGCAAUUAACUUUCCAUACCCCCGUAUUUACUUGUUCAGUUCAACUUACCGUCAUUUUGCCCAGUAACAAAGAAGGUUGCCAGUGCUGUAUGCUUGAAGCCUUUGUCAGUUUUGUUCUCUAAUUAAGCUCUACAUAACAUAGCAUGGCAUUCUCAAAUCUGCCUAAUCCAAGAGUUUUCAGUUUGGUUUUCUUUCUGAAAUGUUAAAUGGAAUAAAACAAGAAUGGGAAAAGUAGAAAAUGUCUCUUUUUAAUUAAAAAUAAAAACUUGAACUCAGUUGACUUAGAAAUGAACUUUUAAAAUGUAAGAGUAAAGAAUUAGAGAAGAAAGAGUGUCUGCUGCUUUGAGGUACAGCACAUUUGAUCAAAUCAUACUGCAUGUUUUUCCUACGCACAGCUUUAUUUGUCUCUCCUUCCUGUUUUCAUCCUCUGCCAUAAACGUUCACCUCCUCCUUGUCACUCCUGUUGUAUUGAUUUAUUUGUCCCACUCACUUCUCGCACCCAUCUGUGACAGGCCCUGU